AUGUCUGAGCCCCGCGACAUCACUCUGCCGGCCGGGCCAAGCUGCGAGGCACUGCGGGGACAGGACCCGCUCCCGGCUCCAGGCACGUGGUGCAGCCGCAAACUGUCCCUGGACUGCGGGACAUGGCCCAUCGCCCUGGGCAAAGAGGAGCCGAGGCUGUGGCUCACGGGCUGCCAGGAAGCGCUGCGCGGCCUGCCCGGGCACCCGCCGGAGCUAUGCGAGGAAUGUCCAUGCGCGCGGGUGGCCGCCCGCCAGGCCCUGCCGAGGCACAUCCCCGACGUCAGGGCUCCCGGCAGCACUGAGCUGCAGCGCCGGGGCGGCGGGAUCCUGGGGAUGGAGGAGGCUCUUUUUGUGCCCACGGCCACGAUGGCGAACCUCAUCGCCGUGAUGUGCCACUGCCAGCGCAGGGGGGCUCAGCUGCUCCUGGGCCGGGACGCCCACCUGCACCUCUACGAGCACGGCGGGGCUGCGCAGGUCGCUGGCGUCCACUCCCAGGCGCUGCCGGACCUGCCAGACGGCACCUUCGACCUGGACCAGCUGGAGCUGACCAUCCACGAAGCCCACGGCAGCCGGUACCACCCGCGCCCCGAGCUCAUCUGCCUGGAGAACACGCACAGCUCGGCGGGAGGCCGGGCACUGCCCCUCACCUACCUCCAGCAGGUCCGGGGGCUCGCUGAUCGCUACGGGCUGCGGGUGCACAUGGACGGAGCACGGCUGAUGAACGCGGCGGUGGCCCAGGACGUGGAGCCGGCUCGGAUCACCCAGCACUGUGACUCUGUGUCCCUGUGCUUCUCCAAGGGCCUGGGUGCCCCGGCCGGCGCGGUGCUGGCUGGACACAGGGAGUUUGUUGCUGAGGCCUGGCGUGCGCGGAAGCUGCUGGGUGGGGGGAUGCGGCAGGCAGGCGUGCUGGCAGCUGCUGCCCGCCUCGGGCUGGAGCACGCAGAGGCGACGCUGCGCAGAGACCAUGACAACGCCCGACACUUUGCUGAAGGCAUCCAGGAGCUGAACUCGCCCCUCUGUUCUGUCAACCUCGCGACGGUGGAGACAAACAUCGUGAUGGUGAGCAUCAGGGGGGGCUGGGCGUCCCCCGCAGAGCUCUGCGAGCACCUGCGGGCAGUGAGCGAGGAGGAGUUGGCCGAGACCGGCCAGGUUGUCAGCGUCCUGAUGUUCCCCUGGUCGGCACACACUGUGCGCGCGGUCUGGCACCGCGACGUCUCGGCCCGCGACACCGAGCUCGCAAAGAACAAGCUGGAGUUUGUGGCCAGGAAGUGCCAGGAGAAGCUGGCCUUGGGACCGCACCCGACCCCUCCGAGCGCGGGGGGAGCCUGAGCAUCCUUCCAGGCCCAGCUCAGGGGCAGCUGCCUCCCCCUGGCUGCUGCAGGCAAGCUGGGGCGGCUGUCCCAGCCCUGUCCUGGCAGCCAGCAGCAAAGGGGCUGGGACUAGCCACAGCAUGCUCCAGGCAUGUUCCCAACCGGCUGCAGUACAACAUCCACCCCCGCAUGCAGCCCUGCAAACCAGCGUGAGCCCAGCCCCCAGGAGACCCCAGCCCACCCUCCCAGGAGGGAGCGCCUUCACAGACAUGCCUGGAGGGACAGAGGGGAGCCCACAUGUCACACUGACACCCAGACCCCUCUGAGACAGCAUGCCCAUCUCGCUAGUCACCCAGCAAACAUCCUCAGAGCACCCUCUAGUCCUCUACAGAAGCUCUGCUUCUGUAACUCGGGUCCCGCAGACAGCACCCAAAAGCAGAGCCAGACACCUCUAGCCCCAAAGGCCACAUGCUGCACCUGGCCCACGUGCACCGCACGUGUGCAAGGAUGCUGCAGCAGGGAGACGGAU
Molecule: messenger RNA, 1839 nt
Organism: Aptenodytes forsteri (emperor penguin)
Lineage: Eukaryota; Metazoa; Chordata; Aves; Sphenisciformes; Spheniscidae
Product: probable low-specificity L-threonine aldolase 2
Exons: 8
Coding region: 1-1329 (442 amino acids)
Biological process (GO): glycine biosynthetic process; L-threonine catabolic process
Cellular component (GO): cytosol
Molecular function (GO): L-allo-threonine aldolase activity
Source: RefSeq, a predicted model, not a curated record